This is a messenger RNA of Hippopotamus amphibius kiboko, 1611 nucleotides long. RefSeq names its product cytochrome c oxidase assembly protein COX15 homolog (gene COX15). The record is from RefSeq and is a predicted model, not a curated record. The coding region runs from base 89 to 1330 and encodes 413 amino acids. Lineage: Eukaryota; Metazoa; Chordata; Mammalia; Artiodactyla; Hippopotamidae. The transcript is spliced from 9 exons. Gene Ontology annotation, molecular function: oxidoreductase activity, acting on NAD(P)H, heme protein as acceptor. Gene Ontology annotation, biological process: heme A biosynthetic process. Gene Ontology annotation, cellular component: mitochondrial inner membrane.
ACCCGGAAGUACUCCUCCCAUCGGUGGCGGAGGAAGGAGACCGCAGAGCGCAGGAGUGUGAAGCUGGCAGUUGUGCACUGUUCAUAGUAUGCAGCGGUUAUUCUUACCGCCCUUGAAGGCCUUGAUGGGGAGCCCAUGUCUCCGGCUCCUGGUUCCUAGGGCCGCGCCUGCAACACAGUGUGGUUGCCGCUGUGGGAUCAGGCGCCCCUUGAGGCCAGGGCGAUACAGCACCAUCUCUGAAGUAGCUUUGCAACCUGGAAAGGGUACAGUAUCCCUUCCUUCAAAGGCUGCUGAGCGGGUGGUGGGCCGAUGGCUCCUGGUCUGCAGUGGAACAGUGGCUGGAGCAGUUAUUCUUGGUGGAGUAACGAGGUUAACAGAGUCUGGCCUCUCUAUGGUAGAUUGGCAUUUAAUAAAGGAGAUGAAGCCACCUGCAAGCCAAGAGGAAUGGGAAGCAGAAUUCCAAAAAUAUCAGCAGUUUCCAGAAUUUAAAAUCUUGAAUCAUGAUAUGACGUUGGCAGAAUUCAAGUUCAUCUGGUACAUGGAGUACUCACACCGAAUGUGGGGUCGUCUCGUAGGCCUCGCAUACAUCCUGCCUGCUGCCUACUUUUGGAGAAAGGGCUGGCUCACCCGUGGCCUGAAAGGACGUGUUCUUGCCCUCUGUGGUUUAGUUUGCUUCCAGGGCCUGUUGGGAUGGUAUAUGGUGAAAAGUGGAUUAGAAGAGAAACCAGAUUCCCAUGACAUCCCUCGAGUCAGUCAGUACCGCCUCGCUGCCCACCUUGGAUCAGCCCUUGUGCUUUAUUGUGCCAGCUUGUGGACCUCGCUGUCACUGCUGCUACCUCAGCACACGUUGCCUGAAACCCAUCAGCUUCUGCGGUUGAGACGAUUUGCUCAUGGAACUGCAGGCCUGGUGUUUCUUACGGCUCUCUCAGGGGCUUUUGUGGCAGGGCUGGAUGCUGGGCUUGUUUACAACUCCUUCCCCAAGAUGGGAGAAUCUUGGAUCCCAGAGGAUCUCUUUACUUUCUCCCCACUCCUGAAAAAUGUUUUCGAGAAUCCCACCACGGUGCAGUUUGAUCACCGGAUUCUGGGAAUCGCUUCAGUUACUGCCAUUACAGCACUCUACUUCCUCUCCCGGAGAAUUCCCCUUCCUCGAAGGACCAAGAUAGCAGCAGCAACUCUGCUAGCUUUGGCGUACACUCAGGUGGGCUUGGGCAUUAGCACUCUGCUGAUGUACGUCCCAACUCCUUUGGCUGCCACUCACCAGUCGGGCUCUCUGGCUCUGCUCAGUGUUGCCCUUUGGCUCAUGAAUGAACUCCGAAGAGUCCCAAAAUAAUUCUCAGAGGAUCAGCUUCCUAGGACUGAAACUGUGCUUUUGAGAGAUCAUCAGAGAGCACAAGAACCUCGACUUUUCUGAGAGGAUGACCUUGGCCUACCAAGUGGUUUCCAGAUUGAUCAAGUUGUUUAAAUUCUUUGCCUGUUUUUAGGAGUCACUGGAUCAAGACAGUCAUUAAGUGUGGUUAUGCUUAAGGUUCCUUUUUAAAUCUAUUACUUUUGUAUCCUAUGUUGAAAAUCAGAUUAAUUUAGAGAAAGAAUUGUCUGUCAUUUGCUUCUUAA